This is a messenger RNA of Theileria equi strain WA, 885 nucleotides long. RefSeq lists its product as hypothetical. The record is from RefSeq and is a predicted model, not a curated record. The transcript has 5 exons. Lineage: Eukaryota; Apicomplexa; Aconoidasida; Piroplasmida; Theileriidae. Bases 54 to 863 code for a protein of 269 amino acids.
CUGAGUAAUCAUUUACAUAACAUAUACGUUUGUAAUUUUGUAAAAUAUACUAAAUGUUAUGUAAUUUGUUCUACACAUUUGUUUUUUUAUCUCUAUUGAGUGACUAUUCCCCUCUUUUAAAGUUUUCCAGCUGCAUAGAGCCGCUUGCAACACCAAAUACUGCAAACAAUACCACUUUUACAAAUGUAAUAGAUGAAGAAACUCCAAAAAAUCGUGAGGAGACUUUAGAAGGUGCGUCUGCGGAUUACAAAGACCGUAGAGAUGAUAAACAGUCAAUUAGUAAAGAUGACCUUUCAAAGGAAGCGUACCGUUUGGAGAAUGGCGUGAAAUAUAUUACAGAUGAAAAGCAGAAUAUUGAAAAAAUAGAGAGAAUAGGAGACGAAAUAAAAAGGAAACUGAACGACUCGAAUGGCACAAAAUUACAAGAGCUUAUCAACAAGAGAAAUCAGCUGCUAAUAAAAAUAUCCUCGCUAGGGAAAACACUCCGUAUUGAACAUGAUGCUGUUUACCCUGAGCUCAGAGGAGAACCUAUUAUAGUCAUCGCGAAGAACGAAGAUGAUGAGAAGAGGAAGGCCAAUCAAUUAGCACACCUCGAUGGAUUCGAAGAUUUUGUCCAUAAAAUAUCGUCGCCAUGCAGCAUACUGGAGGAUAUUCGGAAAAAAUCACUAGAUUCUACACAACUAAAUGCUAAAGAUAAAUUCAAAAUGGAACAAAGAACUCUGGAUUCUAUGAAUGCACAAGAUAGGUUAAAUUAUGAUAAUAACAUGAUUGAACAUUACGAAUCCCUAAUGCAAGAACUAGUCGAAGGUAUACACAAAGUUAACGACGAAAUAGAAGGAUCGUGGCAUAAUUACAGCCUGUAGGGAAGACACAUCCACCAUAUGG